Pyrenophora tritici-repentis Pt-1C-BFP is the source of this 1488-nucleotide messenger RNA. The record is from RefSeq and is a predicted model, not a curated record. NCBI's taxonomy places the organism in Eukaryota, Fungi, Ascomycota, Dothideomycetes, Pleosporales, Pleosporaceae.
AUGCUCGUGCACUUUAACUCGUCGAUACCGCGAUUGCUCGUGCUUCCGCUUUUCUUGCUCAUCUGCGGAAUCUUCCUGUUCCCCCGCCAGUACCAUGGCUCAGCUGCCCUUUACUUCCCGAUUGUCAGCGGCAAGAACCUCACUGAAGCCAGCUCUACCUUUGACACAUCAGUCCGCCAGUUUUGGAACGAGCUUGCGACUGCUCUGGUAGAGUCACAGCCGCAAUGCGACCCUUUGAAGAUCAACGAUGAGGAAGAGGACAAGGCCAUGAUCAAAUUCGUCCCGCUUGAACCACAUAAAGAGCACCCCAAAAAACUAGUAAACUUCACCGACACAGACGAGAAAGCUUUGUUUCGAGCCCAUUAUGCCAUGCGAAGAUCGGCGCAGCGUCUGGCUUCUGGAGUACCUUUCGCCAAGGGCACAAGUGGAAUCGUUACCACGGCGAACGGAAAAUACAUGCCCAUCUUUUUGGUGUCGUUACGGAUGCUACGAAGAACAGGAUGUACGCUCCCCGUCGAAGUCUUCAUUGACGACUGGAGCAAGUACGACGCCACCGUAUGCGACCAAGUGCUGCCUUCAUUGAACGCCCGCUGUGUUGUGCUCUCAAACAUCUACAACACUGCCGCACACGCCAAGCAGCCGGACCACUACCAGUACAAAAUCUUUGCCAUCCUCUUCUCAUCUUUCCAAAACGUCCUCUUCCUCGACAGCGAUGCCUUCCCCGCGCACGAUCCCACCGAUCUCUUCUCAACCGCACCCUACACGACGCACGGCCUCGUCACCUGGCCCGACUUCUGGGCCCAAACAAUAUCAGCGCAUUUCUACCACAUCGCAGCGAUACCAGAAGUAGCCUCUCAAUCGCGGCUUUCCACCGAAAGCGGCCAGCUCCUCAUCAAUAAGGACACACACCGCGAGUCGCUCCUCAUGAUGGUCUACUACAACUACUACGGCCCAGACUACUACUACAUCCUCCUCAGCCAAGGCAGCCCCGGUGCCGGCGACAAGGAAACGUUUGUCCAAGCCGCCCUCGCCGUCAACCUGCCUUACUACCAAGUCAGCACCCCACCGGGCGCCCUCGGCCGCUUCAGAAACGGCACCUACAUCGGCACCGGCAUCGCGCAAGCAGAUCCCCGACUCGACUACGCCUACCUGACCCCCAUGCGCAGCCACAUCCACAAGGACGGCAACUGGAAGGACGACGACGUUGUCCUAACCUCAGAUUCAAAAGCUCCUCCCCGUCCGAAACCCCUGUUCCUCCACCAGAAUAAUCUCAAGCUCGAUCCGCAGAAGGUGCUGGAAGAUGAGAGGCCGUUCGAUAUCGAUGGCUUGCCUCAUCGUAUGUGGAAUAAUCAGAUUGACGCCCAAGGUCACGAUAUCGAGCGUACGUUGUGGGAUGUUGUUACCGAAGAGGGUUGUAGGGAGAGUAAGAAGAGCGAGACGUGUAGGAGACUUGAAAACCAUUUUCGACAAGUUUUUGGGAAGAGAUAG